AGCCCCCUAGUGUACACAGCGUGAAGAACUAUCCUUACCUAACAAGUUAUCUCCCGUAAUAGCCACGUUACUAGAGCAACAAACUUUCCACGUCCAAUCCCGUUCUUUCUCCAUCGUAAAUCCGACCAACAAAUAUAACCUCAAGAGUUUCAAUUUUCUUUUCUUGCCAAAUACAUUUUCCCGAGAAAAUUCAUUUUAACAAAAAAAAAAAAAAACUAAAGAAUCAUUCCAUGAACGAAACCUGCAGUUGGCGUUGAGUUUAGGAUGAUGAGGUCGGCCCGUGAUCUGCUCUUGAAAUUACGAUCUUCUUCGAUUCCUCAUGGACCAACAACAACAACAACAACAGCUUCCUGCUCUCUCUUCUUCUUCUUCAGCGGUAGCGAAAGUCGUCGAUCCAGAAAAGGUCAAAGUCAUCGAAUGGGAAGAUUUCGGGCAAGAACUCGCCCGAUUAUGGAGCCUCUCUACCGCACUCCAGCAAGCUAAGGACAAAAAGCUAGGUCUUCAAGACAAGCUCAACUUUCUUAUUCAGAUUAAGGCUGAGUCACUGAACCGAGCAAAUGAGCUUGAGGAGAUGCAGGAGAAACUGGAGGUUAGAAGAGUUGUGAUGGAAAAAAUGUCAUUGCAUUCUAAGGUUGCUGAGGAUGAUGCUAAACAGCAGGAGGAAAGACUUGGUAUGGAAGUUAGGUCUCUAUUAGUGGCUGGGACAGCUCUUUCUGUUUCUAGGACACGAUUGCAGGAAUCUAAUAAGUUACUUUCUGGAGAAAAGGGUUGUGGGCAUCUUCAAAAUUUGAAUAAGAUGUUACGAUUGAGACAACAAUUUAUGAUUCAUCAAGUAUCUUUGCUCUAUCCAGUAAAGAUCUUGGUUGGACCAAAACAAGAGCAAGAACUUGAAUCAUUCCCAAGCGGUAGCAGAUCAGGGAAUGCUGCCAGAUCUAAAUCUAUUAAUCCAGGAUCCUUAACAAUCUUAGGCCUGCAUUUGACUAUGCUUCCUUUUACAAAGAUGAGUCUUUUUACUGAUAAGAAGGACGUUCAGAGGUCUGCAACUGCCUUGGGAUAUAUUGCACAUGCUGUUUCACUUAUAGCUUCAUAUUUGCAAGUUCCACUGCGUUAUCCUCUACGCUUGGGUGGUUCUCACUCAUAUAUAAAUGAUUAUGCACCUUUGAUAGAGCCUUCAUCAUCUGAUUUGUCACUGAGCACACUGUCCUCAAAUACAAAGCCUGUAGAAUUUCCUCUCUUUUUAGAUGGUCAAGACACAACAAGAGCAGCUUAUGCUGUAUUCUUGUUAAAUAAGGAUGUAGAGCAGCUAUUGAAUUUCAUUUGUGUAAAGAGUUUAGGACCACGCCAUCUUCUGGCUAAUUUGAAGGAGCUUUUAAGGACCAUACAUUCUGCUGAAUAUACAUUCAACUGGUAUUGACUGUAAGUUUGAAACAUUUUUGUAAGUAUUCAACUGUAUUCUUGCAUGGGUGCAAAUUUUUUGUGAGCACCUUCAAUGCAGCAUAACAUCUGAUUUUUAUAAAAUUUUCUCAUUAUCCA
Mangifera indica (mango) is the source of this 1533-nucleotide messenger RNA. Its product is annotated as UV radiation resistance-associated gene protein-like. Gene Ontology annotation, cellular component: lytic vacuole; endosome. Bases 320 to 1414 code for a protein of 364 amino acids. Lineage: Eukaryota; Viridiplantae; Streptophyta; Magnoliopsida; Sapindales; Anacardiaceae. The record is from RefSeq and is a predicted model, not a curated record. Gene Ontology annotation, molecular function: SNARE binding. The transcript is spliced from 6 exons. Gene Ontology annotation, biological process: SNARE complex assembly.